Molecule: messenger RNA, 1113 nt
Organism: Raphanus sativus (radish)
Lineage: Eukaryota; Viridiplantae; Streptophyta; Magnoliopsida; Brassicales; Brassicaceae
Exons: 2
Coding region: 133-486 (117 amino acids)
Source: RefSeq, a predicted model, not a curated record
AUUAAAAUAAUAUUAAAAGUGACAUUACUCUGAGAUAAAAUCCUUAAUUAAGGAUUUUCCACGGUUGAUCCUUAGUGAGCUGGCGUCCUCUUUUCUCCCCUCUCUUCUUCCAUCGCCUUCCAAUCCUCUCCAAUGUUAAUUAGUUGGGUUCCUCAACCAUCGUCACGUGCUAUCAACUCCCAUACCAACACCUUCCUUCUCCCUCCUCUGUUCUCUUCCUCCCUCGAACCCGCCACGGUACCACCUCCGUUCAAGCCGUCACAACAUUCAACGGGUAAUGAUUCAACAACAAAGCUCUUGAAGGAGGAGGAGGGUGGUGAUAAGGUCGUGUUCGAUACCAGCGGAGAGAUGCCCGUUAGCUUUGAUAAUAGCUUGGUGAACGAAGAAGAGGAGCCUGCCAAGAAGGAAGUGUUUGAAAAAGAAGAGAAAGAGCUCACUGAGGUCAUCAAAGGUCCAAAGUCCUCAACUUUAUUAGCUGCUACUUAGAAAAGUUUCUAGAUUUUGAUUUGAUGAUUAUUCGAGAAUGUGUUAGGCAUGGUUGUUGUAUUGACGAUAUACUUAGCUCGGAUGUUUAAGAGUGAUGAGGAUUUCAUUAGAAAGAGUGGUCUUUUAGUGAAUGGCGUGGUGCUUAGUGCUUAACAAUGCUCAGUUCGUAUUAGCGUUUGACCAAAAGAAUGAUAUGAGGAAUUGGACUCCAUUGAUUGGUUCGCUUCUUGCAUUUGGCAUGGCUAGUUGUUAGUGAAGAUGAUCGAGACUGUGUUUUGUGGGGAGCAAGAACUGUGUUUUGUGUGUUGUACUGAAGAAAGAAUAAUUAAGAGAUUUUAAGGAAAACACCAUUGGAUAUAGAAUUUAGACUAGAAUCCUUAAUUAUUCAAAUUAGAAAAAAAAUAGUUUAAUAAUGGUAAGGACUCCAAUGGUGUAUCACCAUUGGAGUUGCUCUUAGUGGGAGUUAGAUUUAUAGAGAAUUUGUUGAUUUCAAAAGUAUAGAAAUUUGUUGUAUUUGGAAAGAGUUGGAAAAAAUUUUGCAUAUUGUGGAAAUCCAUAAAAAUAAAUAGCUAUAAUGAAUUUCAAGAAUCCAAAGAAUAUAUUUAGUAUAUCAAAAUCUUAAUAUAU